AUGGCUCUGCGUCUUGGGACGACUCUUCAUGGGAGCAAAUACUCAUUUCGUCUAGUUGAAAAACUUGGCGAUAAGACUGUCUUCAACCCAGUGUUCAAGGCCGAGGUCUUGCCUGGCGUUCAGUCUAUUCUUCCAAGAGAUCGAUGGGCUGUUGUGAAAAGCGCCGUUCUUGAAAAUCAGACUCAGGUGGACUGUCUCGUAAAGGAAUACAAGUAUUACAAGAAGCCUUCUAUCGAAUCGUCUAGGAACUUUCGAAAGUUGUGUGACAUUAUCAACGACCCUAUAGGUUGGACCGCUCAAAAGCCAUUCUGUUUAGCCUUUGAAUGGAUGGAUACUACCUACGCUCAUGUGAAACUCUUUCGACGAGUCGAGUUGUUUGGGAAUGCAGCUCAAAAUGGGUGGUAUAUUUCAUCUAAAGCUAAAUAUUGGCCAGAGACCGAUAGCGCACAACCUACUUGGACUGAGGACACGACUCUGGCGGAGGUGCCUUUCGGGGAACACAUGAAAGAUCCUGUAUUAGUCGCAGAUAUUGUCAAGGUAUGCUUAGCAGACCUGAAACCUGCGAAUGUUCUUAUAUCUAGCGUUGACGGGCUGUCUAAAGUCAAAAUUGGAGACUUGGGGCUAGCGGGACCAGAGGGCGGGAAUCCACGCUGGGUUCAGCCCGAAGCAUUUCGUGCUCCUGAGGUCUGGACAGGGGUGAGCUGCUACCAUAAAGCCGAUGUAUGGUCUAUUGCUGCUAUGAUGUUACAACGGUUUGAUCCCAACAUACUGGGCAAUGCCGACAACAUCGACAAGACGCGUAUUCACCCAAUGGCAUGGUGCCUAGCGAAGAUUAUACUCCUCUUCGAUCCAUCCUGUAACUCGAUUCCUCCUCCUGAUGUUGAUAAGACCUUACAGGCCUAUUUUAAGUUAGCCCAAAACCUUACGACAACACAAGCAAAGGAAGAUUUGGACGAAUUGCUUUUGCAGAUUCCUUCAUUUGAGGUGUGGGCCGAUCUAGCUAUGGACGCCGGCAUCCCGAAGGUAGUGCUAGACGUUAUACGCCUUUUGGCCGUUCCUAACCCGAUGAACAGACCUUCGGCGUUGCAAGCUCUUCAAUCACCCGAAUAUAAGGCCCUCCAGAAAGCUGCCGCUGCGUAUGUAAUUUAUAACUCUCUCUUAAGAUCUGGUAUCCGAUGA
Sclerotinia borealis F-4128 is the source of this 1179-nucleotide messenger RNA. Lineage: Eukaryota; Fungi; Ascomycota; Leotiomycetes; Helotiales; Sclerotiniaceae. The record is from the annotation of a GenBank genome assembly.